CACAGGGACGCUGGACAUGGACACAGAGGAUGACCCCUUGUUACAGGACGCCUGGCUAGAUGAGGAGGAGGAGGAGGUUGCCUUCACUGCACAGAAGAAGCAGGAAGGUACCCUGCUGUGUGGGAAAAGCCCAUGGAAAGUCCGGCCUCUGCAAACCACGCUGCCAGUGACUGGUUUCUGGAAUGUUGUUGGCUGGAUAUUUACCAACCCGUACUGCGCUGGCUUCAUCCUUUUCCUUGGCUGCACUAUCCCUGCUGUGCUCGCCGUUGUCAUGUUCCUUCACUAUCCAGCCCUGGACAUUGACAUCUCCUACAAYGCUUUCGAGAUCCGCAACCACGAGUCCUCCCAGCGCUUUGAUGCGCUCACCUUGGCCCUCAAGUCCCAGUUUGGGUCGUGGGGCCGGAACCGCCGGGACCUGGCUGACUUCACCUCGGAGGCCCUGCAGAGACUGAUCUCCCAGCAGCUCCAGCAGCUGCACCUCAAUGCCUCCCACCUCGGGCGGGCCGCGCGGGCCAAGCGUGGCAUGCCGGAAGGCAGGACUACCUCCCCCAAGCCUCGUGCCCGUCCGAGGGUGGGAAACCAGACUUUGCGAGUCGCGAGGGCUGCCCCACGCUGGGACUACUCCAGCACCUACAUCAGUGCCAACACACAGACACAUGCCCACUGGCGCAUCGAGCUCAUUUUUCUGGCUCGUGGCGACUCUGAGAACAACAUUUUCACUACUGAGCGCCURGUCACCAUCCAUGAGGUCGAGCGCAAGAUUAUGGAUCACCCUCGCUUCCGGGAAUUCUGCUGGAAGCCCCAUGAGGUCUUGAAGGACCUGCCCCUGGGCUCCUACUCCUACUGCUCCCCUCCCAGCUCCCUUAUGACCUACUUCUUCCCCACUGAAAGAGGAGGGAAAAUUUACUAUGAUGGCAUGGGACAAGACCUUGCUGACAUCCGAGGGUCCCUGGAGCUAGCCAUGACCCACCCCGAGUUCUACUGGUACGUGGAUGAGGGGCUGUCUGCUGAGAACAUGAAGAGCUCCUUGCUGCGGAGCGAGAUCCUCUUUGGGGCACCGCUACCCAACUACUACUCGGUGGAGGACCGCAGGGAGGAGCAGCGCCGCAAGUUCCAGAGCUUUGUGGUCACCUACGUGGCCAUGCUGGCCAAGCAGUCUACAAGCAAAGUCCAGGUGCUGUACGGAGGGACGGAUUUGUUCGACUACGAAGUGAGGAGGACCUUCAACAACGACAUGUUGCUGGCCUUCAUCAGCAGUAGCUGCAUAGCUAUCUUAGUCUACAUCCUUACCUCCUGCUCAGUUUUCCUGUCAUUCUUCGGCAUUGCCAGCAUUGGGCUAAGCUGCCUGGUGGCUCUGUUCCUGUACCACGUCGUAUUUGGGAUCCAGUACCUGGGCAUACUCAAUGGUGUGGCUGCCUUUGUCAUUGUGGGCAUCGGAGUUGAUGAUGUCUUUGUCUUCAUCAACACUUACCGCCAAGCCACCCACCUCAAGGACCUUCGGCUGCGCAUGAUCCACACUAUUCAGACAGCAGGAAAAGCCACUUUCUUCACUUCCCUGACCACAGCUGCUGCAUAUGCUGCCAACAUCUUCUCCCAGAUCCCAGCUGUGCAUGACUUCGGGCUCUUCAUGUCCCUGAUUGUGUCCUGCUGCUGGGUAGCUGUGCUUUUCACCAUGCCAGCUGCCCUUGGAAUAUGGACCCUUUAUAUGUCCCCACUAGAGACCUCCUGUCAAACCAGCUGCAAUCAGAAGUGUACCAGAAAGAGUGCCUUGCACCUGGCUGAAGAUCUCUUAAUUUUCUCUGAGGCUACCUCCAGAACUGGCCAAGAGACCCUUCCCUAUCUGGAUGAUGAUAUUCCACUCCUCAGUGCGGAGGAGGAGCCUGUCUCCUUGGAAAUGGGUGAUGUCCCCUUGGUAUCUGUGAUGCCAGAGAAUCUGCAACUUCCUGAAGAGAAGAGCAAUCGGGGUCACUUGAUCGCCCAUCUACAAGAGCUGCUGGAGCACUGGGUGCUGUGGUCUGCAGUGAAGAGCAGAUGGGUGAUUGUGGGGCUCUUUCUCCUCGUUUUGCUGCUGUCCAUCGUCUUUGCUAGUCGACUCCRUCCAGCUAGCCGUGCUCCAGUUUUAUUCCGGCCAGAUACAAACAUCCAGGUGCUGCUAGACCUGAAAUACAAUCUGAGUGCUGAAGGCAUCUCCUGCAUUACCUGCUCAGGUUUGUUUCAGGAAAAGCCCCACAGUUUGCAGAACAACAUCCGAAACUCUUUGGAAAAAAAGAAGAGGGGCUCAGGAUUGCCCUGGGGAAGCAAAGGAAGCAUAAGUGAUACAGGGCAGCAAGAUCUCCAGGGCACUGUGUAUAUCUCCAAGUCCAGAGGCAAGGGUAGACCUGCCAUCUACAGGUUCUCGCUCAAUGCCAGUGUCCCUGCCCCCUGGCAGAUGGUGUCUGCAGGAGAUGGAGAGGUGCCUUCAUUCCAGGUGUAUAGAGUGCCUUUCGGUAACUUCACCAGGAAGCUGACAGCUUGUGUGUCCACAGUAGGGCUGCUUAAGCAGACGAGCCCCAGGAAGUGGAUGAUGACCACCUUGUCCUGCGAUACCAAGAGAGGCUGGAAGUUCGACUUCAGUUUCUACGUGGCCGCCAAGGAGCAGCAGCGAACGCGGAAGCUGUAUUUCGCCCAGUCGCACAGGCCCCCUUACCACGGCCGAGUGUGUGUGGCACCUCCUGGCUGUCUUCUCAGCUCUAGCCCAGAUGGACCCACCAAAGGCAUCCUGUAUGUUCCCAGUGAGAAAGCACCAAAAGCAAAGCUCUCAGCUACUUCUGGAUUUAAUCCUUGCAUGAACACUGGCUGCGGGAAGCCAGCAGUGCGGCCACUGGUGGACACAGGAGCCAUGGUGUUUGUGGUGUUUGGGAUCCGAGGGGUUAACCGUACUAGGCGCAUGGACAACCACGUCAUUGGAGACAUGGGCAGCGUUAUCUAUGAUGACAGCUUUGACCUCUUCAAAGAGAUUGGCAACCUGUGCCGCCUCUGCAAAGCCAUUGCCAGCAACACUGAGCUGGUGAAGCCAGGAGGGGCUCAGUGCCUACCCUCUGGUUAUAGCAUCUCCUCCUUUCUGCAGAUGUUGCACCCUGAGUGCAAGAACAUCCCUGAGCCAAACCUGCUGCCUGGGCAGCUUUCUCAUGGGGCAGUGGGAGUGAAGGAUGGAAAGGUGCAGUGGAUCUCCAUGGCAUUUGAAUCGACAACCUACAAAGGGAAAUCUUCCUUCCAGACAUAUGCUGACUACCUGAAAUGGGAGACAUUCCUACAGCAGCAACUUCAGCUCUUCCCAGAGAGCUCUGUUCUCCGACGUGGCUUCCAGACCUGUGAACACUGGAAGCAGAUCUUCAUGGAGAUCAUAGGAGUGCAGAGCGCCCUGUAUGGUCUCAUCCUCUCACUGGUUAUUUGUGUGGCUGCCGUGGCGAUAUUCACCACUCAUAUCCUCCUUCUGCUGCCAGUGCUGCUCAGCAUUCUAGGCGUGGUCUGCUUGGUGGUGACCAUCAUGUACUGGUCUGGCUGGGAAAUGGGGGCCGUGGAAGCCAUUUCCCUCUCCAUCCUCGUGGGCUCCUCCGUGGAUUACUGCGUGCACCUGGUGGAGGGCUACCUGCUGGCAGGGGAGAACCUCCCGCUGCACCAGGCAGGGGACCCCACAGCGUGCCGCCAGUGGAGAACGAUCGAAGCCRUCCGCCACGUGGGCGUCGCAAUCGUCUCGAGCGCCGUCACCACAGUCAUCGCUACCGUCCCGCUCUUCUUCUGCAUCAUCGCCCCUUUUGCCAAGUUUGGGAAGAUCGUGGCCCUCAACACCGGAGUCUCCAUCCUCUACACACUAACUGUGAGCACCGCCCUGCUGAGCAUCAUGGGGCCAAGCACCUUCGUCCGGAGCAGGACUUCCUGCCUCAAGGCCUUGGCUGCGGUGCUUCUUGCCGGCCUGCUGGGCCUGUGCAUCUGCCUUGCCCUCGUGAAGAGCGGAUUUAAGAUCCCUCUCCCUAAUGGGACAGCCCUGUAGACCCUACAUCAACAGCUACAUGUUCUGUCCUCUUGCUCGCUUUCCUGUCUUCUUUUUUUU
This is a messenger RNA of Nothoprocta perdicaria, 4090 nucleotides long. It is a transcript of the gene DISP3, whose product is annotated as dispatched RND transporter family member 3. NCBI's taxonomy places the organism in Eukaryota, Metazoa, Chordata, Aves, Tinamiformes, Tinamidae. The record is from RefSeq and is a predicted model, not a curated record. Gene Ontology annotation, cellular component: membrane. The transcript has 21 exons. Bases 17 to 4030 code for a protein of 1337 amino acids.